Molecule: messenger RNA, 1673 nt
Organism: Danio aesculapii
Lineage: Eukaryota; Metazoa; Chordata; Actinopteri; Cypriniformes; Danionidae
Exons: 4
Coding region: 40-1179 (379 amino acids)
Molecular function (GO): protein binding
Source: RefSeq, a predicted model, not a curated record
UAGCGGUUUGACUUGUACUUCAAUGAGGUGCGGCCAGCAAUGCUACAAGAAAACCGAUCCGGCGACGAUGUGGCAGUUGAUUCAUUUUUUGUGUCAAGCAGUGGGAGAUCGAUUUAUAAUCCCUCCAAUGACUUAAAAAGACUACAUGACAAAUACAGUCUCCCUAGUGUGACCUUUGGUGAUGCCCAGAGAGUGUUUGAGGCAGCAGCACAAAACCUGAAGUCAGAAGUGGAGAGAAAUGUGUUGGCACGGCUGUUUGGGCAGCCAGAAACAGCUGAAAGGAACAACAUGAGGAGAACGUCUUCAGAUGCAUUUCUCGCUCUUAGUGUGCUGGAUCAGCUUGCUGGAAAAACACGACAAAGGUCCAGUAGAGCUUCCAGCCAAGAGACAAAGGUGGACGAGGAGACAGCCUACAAAACUCUUGAGCAGUUCUGUCCAGUGACUCUGGAGGGGCCUCCUCCAAAAAGGGCACGCAGGAAUGAGCUGUGUGGCUCAGAACAUGAGAGGCACUGCUAUGACCGCUGGCGUAGUGAGCAGCUCAAGCUGCGUGAACAGCAUGCUCUUGAACAUUUUGCUGGACAGCAGCCAUCAGAGUCCAAAAUAAACCGCUGGAUGGACAAACAAGGGUGGAUGUCAAAUGUCCCACAGGCUUCAGUGGUUCUGAAGCAGUGGAAGCCUGUUGCCAGGUUGGACUCGGUCAUCGACAGCAGCUUUGUGCAUAAAAUGAUUUUGUCUCAACGCUGGAAAGGACUGACUGUCAGACCCGUCCCUGACAAGGGUGAUGGUGUUUUCACCAAAAAACCCUUUCAAAUUGGGGAGGUUGUCUGUGAAUACCACGGCCAGCUGGUUAGCCAUGAAGAUGGGAUGGCAAUUGUUUCGACCAGCGGCAUUAGACCUGGACAUUUGUUUUUUUAUAAGAACAAGCAACAUGAAGCCAUGUGCAUUGACGCACAUGAAGAAAGUUGCCAGUGCCAUCCCAUGAAGUUCAAUUACGGACGCCUGAUAUGUCACUCCAGCAAAAGAGCCAAUAUCCGGCCCAGGCUGUAUGUCCUUAAUGAUAGAGACAUCAUUCUCUUCAUUGCUACAAAAGACAUUUUGAGUGAUGAGGAGUUACUCUAUAAUUAUGGCUCAAAGAGGAGAUCUUUUGCCGGGAAAGGGCUGGAAUUGGACUGGAUGUGAAAGAACAUCUUUCCAUCCCCCAUUCUCACUCACUUCUAACAUGUCAAACUCCAAGUUUCCACCUGUGGCCAUAUUCUCUCCUCUCUCUCUAGACUCUGGACAACCAUCACUGCUCUUCUCACCCUGAAGGAUUCUUCCUGCAAUGUCAAGCACCAACACUUCUCUCUAAAUAGAGACUUGGUUGUAAUAGGCUGAAUGAGUGGGUCUUACAAACCAUUCACCUUUACUUCCAGAGAACUGUAUUUUCUCUUACUGACUUGUCUUUUUUCACUCUUUUUUUCUCAUAAGCUUCCUUUAUGCAGUAGUGAGAGUGUGAGUAAGCUACUCCAUAUUCUCUCCUCUCUCUCUGGAUUCUUUGCAACACAUGUGGAAUUACAGCCUGGUAAGUAUGCUGAAGCUGCUCGUAACCCUCCCUCCCACGAACCCUUAGUUUCAACCACAAGAAAAGCCAUGGACCUCACUGCCAAGAAUUAACCAGGCAUGUUAAUUCUUCA